AUGGCCGGUCCAAGGGUUUUCACGCAGUCUCAGGUUGCCCAACACAAAUCCAACAAAGAUUGUUGGCUCGUGAUCAAUGGCAGAGUGUUGGACGUGACAAAGUUUUUGGUGGAACACCCUGGUGGGGAAGAGGUGAUUUUAGAAGUGGCUGGGAAGGAGGCCACAAAUGAGUUUGAUGCGAUCGGACACAGCAAGACAGCACAAAAGCUGAUACUAAAAUACCAGGUUGGUGUCCUCCAAGGUGCCACGGUUCCAGACGUAGACAUGAACGACGGUGUUGUGGACAAGGAAUCCAACACCAAAGAGAUGAGUGCCUUCGUGCUCAAAGAUGGUGCAAACUCCAAGUCCAUCGCAUUUUACGAGUUCUUUGUUCCUCUCCUUGUUGCUGGUCUCUACUUCGGUUAUCGAUGUCUUACCAUAUAA
This is a messenger RNA of Sphenostylis stenocarpa, 423 nucleotides long. Lineage: Eukaryota; Viridiplantae; Streptophyta; Magnoliopsida; Fabales; Fabaceae. The record is from the annotation of a GenBank genome assembly.